AUGCCCUGCUUCAAGGGCAUCGCGGUUAGCAUCCACGCCAAUGGAGCUCCUCUACCAGAGCAUGGCGUGCAGAAGCAGUCGCGCGUGUCGCGAAUCAACACGUACAUUCCCGUCCCCCAGCCCCAGCUGAGCAGCGAGUCCAACAAGCCCGAGCCCGCAAAGUUCGCCAUCUCCAUCACCCUGCUCACCCCGGGCCUGGCAAUACCCUACUCGACCCCGCGCGCCACCGACUCCAACCCCUUCCCCAAGGCCCAGUUCGUCGGCGCCAUGCCCUCAACCACGGGCGAGCGCGGCCAGUUCCACGGCGUCGUCGGCCCCUACAUCCCCAUGACCAACAGCGAGAACGAGACCAUCGCCGCCUACAUCUACUUUGACGGCAGAGCAAAAGAAGAGGUGGCCACGCUUCUUCGCCCGGGUGAAGAGACUUGGGUGAAUAGCCGAUGGGUUCAGGUCCCCGACUCGGAGGGUGGUGGCCUGGCCGAGAGAGAGUUCCUGUUCCGCGAGGUCGGUCUAGAGAGAUGGCUCAACGGCCUUGACCUGCAGGGUCACGACGCCGCCGAGAAGCUGGAGCGAAGGAGGCAGAAGUUUGAGAAGCGCAAGAGACGGCAAAGGGCCGCCACGGAAGACGGCGCCGGUACGGAUGCAGACAAGUCUGGCAAAGCGCAAAGCACCCUCCGCUACGGACCCGACGAAGGAGCACCCGUCGAGCCCAUCUUUGACGAGGACGACUCGCUCUCUUCGUCAGACGACGACGAGCCUCCCGAGGCCACCGGCCAGAUUAAGGUUGCCAUGUUCCGCGUUAUCGCGUCCGGGGAAAUCAAGAAGGGGGAGUAUUCGCCGCAGUUUGACGCUCAUGACGACGAUGACGAGGACACUAGCGCCGACAAGACCAAUGCGAACGGAUCCAUCGAUGCGGAUGUCGAACACACUACGAGCUUUGCCAAACCUAAGACUCUGGAUCCCAAGACGAUUAGUACUCAGACGGUGACUGGCAUCGACGGCCCAGAUAAGCCAUAUGCUGUCUUUACAUUUUUCUAUCGUGGGGAGCGUCAACUCCAAAAGAUGGGUGUCAUGACUGCCUCUAAGCCGCCGACCGUCACCGCGACUGCGGCAAAACGGCGAUCGGGUCAGCUUGACUUCUCAAACCUGGGUCCCUUGAAGACAAGCGGCACCGUGGGCUUCUCGACCUUCCGCGACAACGGAAAGCAGUCAUCGAGGAGGCGGAAGUCACGCAAGAAGAGCAAUGGCGCCAUUGGUGGAGCAAUGGACGAAGACAGCGACGAAGAUGAAGACGGCGACGACAGCGAUGCGAUUCUCGGCAAGAUGGAAGACGUUGACACUAAGUAUGACAAGUCUAAACUCGGGCCCGAAGACGCACAGUUCUCUGGCGAGCUGGCAGACGGAGUCAAUCGCAUCCGGCUCAAACGGGCACACUCUGCGGAGCCAGACAGUGCGGCCAGCUCACGAAAGUCACCUAGCACAGGCGCUGCAACGCCGCCCUCCACCGAAGCGCCAAAGCCCUCCAUUGGUCUGUCGUCCACCACCCUUUUUGGCAAGAGUCUGCCCGAAGACAGCGUCAUAGGCAGUCCGCUGAAGAAAGCACGACCUAGCAUCAGUGAAGGCGCCGGAACCGGAACCGGUGGAGGCUUCCCCCCAGGUCUCGGUAAUAUCCUCGCCAAGGCAGAGGCUGCUCAGGCGGCUCACAGCAAGCAAGAGCAUUCGGCGCCCAUAAAGAAGGAGGAAGACAUUGAGGAGGAGUUAUAG
Molecule: messenger RNA, 1764 nt
Organism: Lasiosphaeria miniovina
Lineage: Eukaryota; Fungi; Ascomycota; Sordariomycetes; Sordariales; Lasiosphaeriaceae
Exons: 3
Coding region: 1-1764 (587 amino acids)
Source: RefSeq, a predicted model, not a curated record